AUGGCUAAUCAAACUAUGAUGAUGAUCGUAACAUCAAAUAAAGAUUUAAUUCGUCAAGUGUCUUUGAGUAACGCUUCCGAUACACACAUUGUUAAUUUGAAUGUUUUCGCUAAUAAUUAUACUCAAUCCAAAUCAACUCAAGUUUCGAAGAAACCGACUGAUUGUAGGUGUACUAUUUGUGGUGAUCGUGCUAGUGGAUUUAAUUACCAUGCUCUUUCCUGUGCUUCUUGCGAAAGGCAAUGUUUGGUUUCAUAUGGAAUACGUCGUCGAUGUCCACAAUGUCGGCUAGAACGAUGUGUGAAAAUGGGAAUGAGAAAAGAUUUUCUACUUAGUGAAGAACGAAAGCAGCAAAGAAGAAAAUAUUUCCAAGAAACUCGAAAGGAUGAUAGUGUUUAUUUAAAUCAACGGAAUUCUACAACAAUAGCAAUAUUACCCGACGACGAUUUAGUUCUAACUGAAAACCUUCGAUCCUUGUUUUUACUCAUUUUUGAAAAAUAUGAUGUUCAAUGUGCUUGUGUCGACGUAUCUGACCAAAAAGCUUUGGAACCAAUACAAUCUCAAAUCGUUGGUUCGAAUCGUUUUAUUAAAGUUGUCAACAAACGUUGUCAUUGUCCAUCUGAACAUGGUUUAACACGUGAUGAAUCAACUUUAGACAAAUUACCAACUGUUCGGGGAAAUGAUUGGCGUGGAGCUUCAAAUGAUGUUGGAAAUAAUUUCCCUAAAAAUCAAACAAAAACAUGGUGGAAUGUCAAUUCUUGUUCUUCUUCAAUUAAUGUUAUCGAGGAUUUUCUUUUGGCAAGGAAACAAAUUCAACAAUAUUUCUAA
Messenger RNA from Adineta ricciae, 825 nucleotides. Lineage: Eukaryota; Metazoa; Rotifera; Eurotatoria; Adinetida; Adinetidae. The record is from the annotation of a GenBank genome assembly.